Abrus precatorius (Indian licorice) is the source of this 3431-nucleotide messenger RNA. RefSeq lists its product as uncharacterized. The coding region runs from base 141 to 2969 and encodes 942 amino acids. The transcript is spliced from 7 exons. Lineage: Eukaryota; Viridiplantae; Streptophyta; Magnoliopsida; Fabales; Fabaceae. The record is from RefSeq and is a predicted model, not a curated record. Gene Ontology annotation, cellular component: nucleus. Gene Ontology annotation, molecular function: zinc ion binding.
AAGUGUCCCGUAAGUACAAACGAAGGGUGGUUAGAGUUAGAGGCAGAAGCGAAGGAAAGAGAGAAAAGAGGUGGGAGUGAGUGAAGAGAAGAGAAGAAGAGAAUAAAUUCAAAGCAAAACGAAGAAAAAAAGAAAGAAAAAUGAACGAAGAUGGCGUAACCUCUGCGAAUCUCAAUCCCUCUCUUCCCAAACCACCCUCUUCUCCUCCGACUCCGGCUGCUAGCUCGGCCGGGGCUUCCUCGCCGGCGGUUCCGGCCAACGCCGGCAACGGAGAUUCUCGCCGGCGCGAUAAAUCGAGCGCGGAUUCGCAUCUGGUUAUCGGUUCGGUGCUGCAAGGGGCUUCGGUUCCUUCCUGUAGGCCCUGGGAACGCGGUGAUUUGCUUCGCCGCCUUUCCACGUUCAAGCUCGCAGGAAAAUUGCCCAAGGUUGCUGGCUCUUUGGCUUGUGCCAAGAGAGGUUGGGUGAAUGCUGAUGUUGCUAAGAUUGAGUGUGAGUUAUGUGGUGCUCAAUUAGAUUUUGCUUUGCCUUUAGCGUCCUCUUUUGAAGCUGAUACUUCCAGUGAAGAAUUUAAUGAACAGCUAGAUAGAGGACACAAAAUCACCUGUCCUUGGAGAGGCAAUAGCUGUCCAGAUAGUUUGGUGCAGUUCCCUCCUACCUCAGCUUCAGCUCUGAUUGGAGGUUUUAAGGAUCGGUGUGAUGGACUCUUGCAGUUUUACUCCCUCCCCGUUGUAUCUUCAUCUGCAGUUGAGCAGAUGCGGCUUACACAUGGCCCUCAAAUUGACCGCUUUCUUGGGCACUUGCAAAUUCAGACAAUUGGAGAAUUGGGCUGCAGGGCAGAAAAUGUAUGUGGAAUGGGCUUUACUGGAGAACAGGCUCCUCAUCCAUAUUCUUAUGCUCAGAAGCUCAUAAGUCUUUGUGGAUGGGAGCCACGGUGGCUUCCUAAUGUGCUUGACUGUGAAGAGCAGUCAGCUGAAUCAGCUAAAAAUGGUUACAGCUCUGGUCCAGCCAAAGGCUCUGCACCAGAUCCUGCUCCAAGCAGGAAGGAGUUUUCAACUUCAUCCAGGAAAGAAACCGGGGAUAAUGAUGUACUGGGUUCAGAAUUUAAUUGUGAGUCUAAGUCACCUUUGUUAGAUUGUACUUUAUGUGGGGCCACAGUUAGAGUAUGGGAUUUCUUGACUGCCCCUCGUCCAGUACAUUUGACACCCUGUGGAAUUGAUACCCCUCAAACUAGCAAGAAAAUAGCAUCAACAAGAGGACUAAGUGCAGCUAGUGGUAUCAAUGAAUGGGCUGCUGCUGAUGGUGUUGAAAAAGAGAGGACUGGAGAUCGUGAUGAGGCUACAACAUCUGAUAAAAGGCAACUUGUAUCCAAUAAAAGUUUAGAUUUAAAUCUUAAAAUGGCUAGUGGGCCAACCUGUUCACCAAUGAACUUGACUUCAACCUCAGGUCAUGUGCAAGAUGCUGUUAUGGGAAAAGAUUUAAUGAUUGGGCGGCCUUCUGGAAGUGAGAUUGGUGACCAGGCAGCUUCUUAUGAAUCACAAGGCCCAAUUGCACGCAAGCGCAGGUUAGAUGAUGGUGGAACCACAGCUGAUAGGCCACAUCUAAACAUGCAACAGGCAGACAGUGCUGAAAGAACUUUAACUGAUCGUGAUAAUAAUGAAGUCAUUGGUGAUCAACAGUAUUCAGCUGGUCCUUCCAAGCGUGCCCGUGAUACUGAUCUAUUGGAAAAGUUCCAGUUUCCAUUAAGAAAUUCUUCUGGUGCUGUACCUAGCCGUUCAUCAGAUAUUCAAAUAGAACCAGAGGCAAACAUGGCUAACCAAUUAAACCCAGAAAGGGAUAAUACUAUUGGCAUCCCAUCUACCAGAGAUUCCACCCAUGCAUCUUCUAUUAUUGCGAUGAAUACAGUUUAUCACAGUUCAGAUGAUGAAUCAAUGGAAAGUGUUGAAAAUUUUCCUGUUGAUGUUAAUGAUGUCAAUUACCCUUCUGUUGAUUUGAAUGAAACAUCAGAAUUAAAUAACAGCUAUCAAGCGCAGCAGAGUACUUGUUUCCAACCGCUUUUAGAAAGAGCUGGGGGUGAGGCUGGUGUUAGCAGUUCAAAUGCUUGUGGGGAAGUUUUGAACACAGAGAUAUUAACUGCACAUGCUAGGGAUGGGCCCAGUUUUGGUAUUAGUGGGGGAAGUGUUGGCAUGGGUGCAAGUCAUGAGGCUGAAAUCCAUGGGACUGAUGUCUCGGUUCAUAGAGAUGAUAGUUUAGGUGACGUUGAACCAAUUGCUGAAGUGAUUGAAAAUCAGGGCCAGGCUGGUGAAUUUGAGCCUUAUCAUGGACUCACUGGCGAUUUUGUGCCUGAAGAAACGAGUCGGGAUGAUCCUCAAGGGGAUAGUCAAGCCGUGGUGUCUCAAUCUACAGCAAGGACUGAUAGUGGCUCAAAAAUUAUAGCUUCAACCAAAUUUGAAUCUGUUGAAAGCGGUGAGAAGACCAGUAGUAGCAUGCAGAUGCCAGGCCAUGAAAAUGGUGCCCAUCCAUCCCUUUCUUGUAAUGCUGUUGUAUGUUCUGCCUAUGAAGUAUCCAAGGAAGAAGUUACUCAGACUGGGAAGGCAUCUCACAUUGAUGACGGUGCAUAUCAUGAAUCAAGCUUUUUAGCUGCAGAUGUUAUGGGGACUCCUUAUAGAGACAACAGUAAUGGAGGUGUUGAAUUUGAUCCAAUCAAAUUACAUAUUGAUUACUGUCCUUGGGUGAAUGGGGAUGUUGCUGCUGCUGGUUGUGAUAGCUCCAGUUCAGGUGUGGGUAGUGUAGCUCUUUGUGGUUGGCAGCUGACUUUGGAUGCCAUGGAUUCUUUCCAGUCUCUUGGACAUCUUCCUGUACAAACUCUAGAAUCUGAAUCGGCAGCAUCCAUGUGCAAGGGGGACCGCCUCACUUCCAGCCAAAAAUUGUUAGCACGCAACUCUUAUGUGAGAAACCAUGGAAGGAACUGAGACCUUCAAGAAGUUUUCACAAAUUUUGUUGAGCUGUUACUCCAAGAAUGAGUUUUAUUCCUAUAUACUAAUUCAGGUUAUAUUUUUAUUUGGACGUCUGUCCAAUCAUGUUUUUCUCUAAAGUCAGUUUUGCUGUUAUCAUAUUUACUGUUUUAUUGGAUUUUGGAUUGGCAUUUGUUAGUUUAAUAAAAGUAUCAUUGCAUCAAAGCCUUUUUGAGCUGUAGCAAUUGAUAUGGAUGAUAGAUAAUGUCAGCUAGUGAUUAAGUAACUUCAUUACUUCAAACCUCCAUUGUAGUCUUGUGGUCCUGCCUAAGAUGGCUUAUAGGAGAUUGUUUUUCUAUUUUGGAGCUUUCGGCCUUUCACCCAAAAUAGCUGAAAGCUACACCGUACUCUAUUCAUGCCGCAAUUAUGAGAUUCAUUUUUUUUUGGGAUAUAUAUAUAUACUAUAAUAUGGUUGAAUUU